AUGGUUGAACCGUACAAUUCGAUACUCAUGACACAUACCACGUUGGAACAUUCCGAUUGUUCGUUCAUGGCCGACAACGAGGCCAUCUAUGAUAUCUGUCGAAGAAAGCUUGAUCUAGCCAGAGGUGAUGUCGUCCCAAAGGACAUCAACUCGGCCAUUUCAGCAGUGAAAUCAAAACGAACCGUGCAGUUUGUCGAGUGGUAUGUUCCUACUCAUUGUCGAAAGAUCAAAGAAUCAUCAGAUCAAAAAAAUUCAUACUAA
Messenger RNA from Cooperia oncophora, 261 nucleotides. The record is from the annotation of a GenBank genome assembly. Lineage: Eukaryota; Metazoa; Nematoda; Chromadorea; Rhabditida; Trichostrongylidae.